Molecule: messenger RNA, 1943 nt
Organism: Cydia pomonella (codling moth)
Lineage: Eukaryota; Metazoa; Arthropoda; Insecta; Lepidoptera; Tortricidae
Exons: 2
Coding region: 37-1302 (421 amino acids)
Source: RefSeq, a predicted model, not a curated record
CUAGAGGGGGAGGGGGAGGGUAGUAUAAAAGUGAACAUGAAUGGAAUGGGAGUACAGUUGGUAACAAUGGUCUACGUUAGACUUCUUUUCCUGGCUUCAAUAGCUUCCCUAUGCGGGGUGACAUGGGGUGGUUAUGUCUCCCGCAGAAGGUGCGAGGCGCCCUCGUCCUACUACCCCCCACCACCCCCUUACCCCUCAUACGCUCCUCGCAAACCUGAGAAAAGCCCCGAAUGUACUCUCGGCGAAGUGGUCAACAAGCUCACGAACGCGCUGAUUUAUGCUACUAUACAUAAUUGUGGGAGGGGAAAUACUGGUGGUAGCGGAGGUGGUACCGGUGGUAACGGUGGUACCGGUGGAAAUAGCGCAAGCGGUGGUACGUUAGCAUCUGUAUUAGGCUUAGACGUGACUAUGCUUGGACAGGACCAACUUAAUCUAGACGUGUUACCGCUACUCGGUGGUAGCGGUGAUGGUACUCUUAGGUUAGGAUCACUGUUAGAAUUAGAUUUGAAUGGUCUGCUUGGUUCAGGUAGUUCAUUGUCUGGAGUCCUUGGAGGUUCUGGUGGUGGAGGAUUAUUGCCUGGAGUUAUUGGAGGGGUUACUGGAGGAUCUGGCGGUGGGGGAUUACUACCUGGUCUUCUUGAAGGCGUUACAGGAGGUUCUGACGGUGAGGGAUUAGUGCCUGGUCUUCUUGGAGGCGUUACAGGAGGUUCUGGUGGUGGGGGAUUAGUGCCUGGUCUUCUUGGAGGCGUUACAGGAGGUUCUGACGGUGACGGAUUAGUGCCUGGUCUUCUUGGAGGCGUUACAGGAGGUUCUGGUGGUGGGGGAUUAGUGCCUAGUGUUCUUGAAGGCGUUACGGGAGGUUCUGGCGGUGGGGGAUUAGUGCCUGGUCUUCUUGGAGGCGUUACAGGAGGUUCUGACGGUGACGGAUUAGUGCCUGGUCUUCUUGGAGGCGUUACAGGAGGUUCUGGCGGUGGGGGAUUAGUGCCUAGUGUUCUUGAAGGCGUUACGGGAGGUUCUGGCGGUGGGGGAUUAGUGCCUGGUCUUCUUGGAGGCGUUACAGGAGGUUCUGACGGUGACGGAUUAGUGCCUGGUCUUCUUGGAGGCGUUACAGGAGGUUCUGGCGGUGGGGGAUUAGUGCCUAGUGUUCUUGAAGGCGUUACGGGAGGUUCUGGCGGUGGGGGAUUAGUGCCUGGUCUUCUUGGAGGCGUUACUGGAGGUGGUAGUGGCAGUGGUAAAAGUAAUAGUGGAAGUGGUAAAGGUGCGGUAGGCUCCAUAUUAGGUGCGACCGGGAGUUUGCUGUGACAGGAUGCUGUUGUUGCAGAAGUUUUAUAAUAGUGUCGUUGGCGGUGGCAGUUUGUUGUUUGAGCAUAUAGACCUCCAAUCUACCCCCUUAGCUACUUAUUUCUAGAAUGUAUGACAAUAUAUUUUUUAAUAAAAUGAAAAAAGAAUUUUAAUUUUGUUGUUGUUCUAAAAAUUAAUUGACAAUAUUCUCUGACUUAAAUCUCUAUCAUGUUAAAACUGUUAAAAGUAAUCCUAUCAAAAACAUAAAUGCGAAAUGAGAGCCAAGUUCAAUAUUAAGAACGCGUCGAUGUUGACUUCGCCGGCAAUAGAAUGCAGAUCUGUAUGGGUGCUUAGUUCUAGUUCACUUGGGAUGUAAUUAAAGUUCAGGAUUUGACUUGGCCAGUUAUUUUGUGGUCAUUAGGUUUUUGAUGUUAGGUCAGUCAGUCAGCGAGAAAAUGCUGAUUUUAGAUGUUUGUAUCUUAAUAACCAGUUGAGCAAUGUUCAUCAAAUUUGAGGUUCUAGUUAACCUUAAGGGUAUUAAUAAAUGAACCAAAUUUCAUAUGUUUAUCAGAUUUUGACUUACAUCGGGAUUUGUAUACCUUAAGUGAAAUGUUUGCCAAUGACAAUGUAUGAUUAUUACUGAAUAAAUGAUAUGAUAUGAU